This is a messenger RNA of Pogonomyrmex barbatus (red harvester ant), 3766 nucleotides long. RefSeq names its product popeye domain-containing protein 3. Gene Ontology annotation, molecular function: cAMP binding. Gene Ontology annotation, biological process: heart development; striated muscle cell differentiation; regulation of membrane potential. Gene Ontology annotation, cellular component: sarcolemma. The record is from RefSeq and is a predicted model, not a curated record. Lineage: Eukaryota; Metazoa; Arthropoda; Insecta; Hymenoptera; Formicidae.
AUAUCUCAUUUUUAUUACAUAUAUCUAAGAUUCGUAAAAAUAGGAUAGGAGAGGCAGAACCAAUCACAUGUGCCUUGUAAUGUUCUGUAUUAGAAAGAGAAGGCGAAUCUAUCAAAACUUCUCUUUCUAAAUCCGGAUUACAGCAGCGCAUGAUCGAACGCGCAGCUUACAUUCACUGAACGACAUGUCGUCGCCCUUCCAUCACUAACCGCUCUCGUCCUCCAUCCAACGCAUUUCAUUCCCUCGCCCCUGACCGAUUUCGAACUCGCGACGUCGCUUGAAAGUUGGAACUGCAACUGCGGCCGCCGCGCUAGUUUGACACUUUCGUCACUGUUUCGUCACGAUCGAGCAAGCGGUGCGCGAACGCAGCAGCGGCACUAGCGGCAGUGGCAGCGGUAACGGUGACGGCAACGGCAGGAAGCGAUCUCCUUCAGUUUGUUUUCGCAACGUAACGCGCGUCCGUUCGCGCUCCCGGCGACUACGGCCGGUCCAGCGGUAGCGUCGACGACUUCCUCGGAUUCCUUUCCUUCACGAGCGACGGUCGUCACACCAUCGUUCGUCCUCUCAUCUGUAUGCCUUGCGUACGCCCCCACCGUCGCCGAUUUUCCAUGAAUGUUGAUAUUGUCUUCCCACAACCAUUGGUAAUGCAAAUAUCCUUCCUUGAUUUGAAGUCUGCAAGAUGGUUCUCAUCGUCCAGUUCCAAUUUUAGCUGAGAGUAAGACAGAAAUAGCGAAACGAAUACAGUCCAGCUUGGUGGUAAUGCGGGGGUGGUAAUGUGGAUCUGCUUCGACCUGAUAGGAAGCCGAAUAGGCUGGGGUACUUCCAUUUCGUUCGUCGUCCUCCUGUAUUGGACCUCCAUCACCAUUGAUGCCAGUUUAACGAAUGCAGCUGCAUCUAAUGUCCCUCGUAAUACUGUCACGUCGGAGAUAUCGAUACCAGCGUCGGCACAUCAUGAGAACGACGAAUGCAGGAAUGUGACCACUGACAAUAGAGAGGGUACUGGACUGUCAGUGGUCAGCCAUGGAUCCGGUUAUCCUCAUUCGCCGAUAGUGCCUCCAACCUUUCUGUACGGAGCUCUUACCUGCCAACCCUAUCAAGGAAUUUAUGUGAAUCACAUCUACUUUCAACUCGCAAAUGCCUUCUUUCUAUUGUCACACCUUGCACCAAGCGGCAUACAUGGUGUACUCUAUUUAAGGUGCACUCUACUCGUGGGCUGUGCCUUUCUUGCUUUGUGGGGCUGGACAAUAGCUUGCUGGCUGGAUGCUGCUCUCUGGAAUGCUCUCUUUGUUGCCAUCAACUUCGUCCAUGUAUGCACGCUUCUUUACAAGCUCAGGCCUAUCAAGUUCACAAGAGAAAUUGAAGAGGUAUAUGUUGCAGUAUUCCAGCCAUUACGGGUGUCUCGUCAUCAAUUCAGAAAAGUAUUAAAUUGCAUGAAGGUCAUUCGUCAGUUGAAGUAUCAAGAAGUUUAUGCACAAGAAAAGGUGACCAAAGUCGAUUCUUUAUCGUUGGUGCUGUCGGGGAAACUAGUUGUCUCACAAAAUGGGAGAGCAUUGCAUAUUGUCUUCCCACAUCAGUUCCUAGAUUCUCCAGAAUGGUUUGGUGUCUCGACAGACGAAUAUUUCCAGGUGUCAAUAACAGCUAUGGAAGAAUCAAGGAUAUUGUUAUGGCAUAGAGACAAACUAAAGUUAAGCAUAAUUAGCGAUCAAUUCUUGCAGGCAGUGUUUGAUCACAUUCUGGGCAGAGACGUAGUUAAGAAAUUAAUGCAGGUGAGUGAAACAAUGGCUGCUAGUAGUCAUCAGCAGCAGAACGGACAAAUAAUCGGUCUAGGUGGAAUUGGAGCCUUAGAAAAUGAUGCUGAUACAAAACUUUUUGUUGUAAAAAAGACUGGUGAUAGUCAAGGCAUUACUGCUCUCAUCAGUCGUCAACUUCAAGCGGCAGGAGACCCGAAUGCUUGGAGAUUGGGAAGAAUCGAAGAGACUGAUCAUGAAACACCCGUUUAAUGGAAAAAUUAUUAAAUCGAUGUCAUCCUCGACAGUCAAUAUAACAUAACAUCGGUGUUUUUACAUAACGCAAUUACAGCAAGCUGAUAUUCAUUGUGACUAAAUAAUGUGCAUAUUGAAACUAUGCGUAGAAAAAAAUUGAACGUUUUCUUGCCAAUUAAUAAUUUUCCCAAUGGCUAGUCAACCAUAUGCGAUAAUAAGAAAAAAUUCCAUCGUUUUGUAGAGUAUGAUGAAUUCCAUUCUAGUUUAUAAAGCAAUCUAAUCAAUAAGUUUAUGCUUCCAGUAUAUUUGUUGGGUAUGCUUGAUAUUGAAUUUAAAGUGCGGCUAUUUAUGAUUAUAACUUUGAUAUUUCGGUAUGUUGUGAAUGAAUAAUAGAUCAAGACUUUGUAAGUGUACGCAAGGAUAACAAAAAAUGAGGGUGACAUACAGCGGCGUAACUUCUGUUAAUGCGAGCUCUGUGAUGUCGCAAUGGUACUUGAGAGAUAGUCAGGGAGGCCUAAAGAAACUAAUUCUUUCCCAUACCCAGAAAUAGUGCCUUUUUACUUACAUUUCCUUAAUGUUUCUUAAUGUUUCCAUGGAGAAAAUAUGUACAAUAUAUUACUAUAUAUACUAUAUGACAUAUUUAUCCAAUGUAUCUAGUAGAUUCUCCAAAUGUCGCUGUAUUACAUGUUUGAAGAUCUAUGUUAUGAAACUGUUAAGUAACCGAUGUUCACAAGUCAAAGAGACAUAAGAAGUUACGCCAUUAUUAAUGCAUUGAACAUUACAAAGUAUGACAUAAAGAACAUUGUUGCGAGAUUCAUAUCGCUAUAUCGCUAUUAGAGACGCCGAAUCAUGCAUAUAACUUUCGAUAUUUAAAAUAUUACAGAUUGCUACAAGGUAACAUUAUAAUUAUGCUCAUAAAUUUAAUUAUUUCAUUAUUGCUCUGUUUGUUUGUGAACAGUGCAUAUGGUAUCGAUUGUUUUUGUAUAAUUGGAUAAGCGAAAGUAAAAGAUGUAAAACAUGUUACAUAAAACAGAUUGUUGGAAAUUGUCUAAAAAAUGUCAAUAACUUAAAAUUGAAAAAAAAUACAGAAAUCAUAUUUGAGAUAAUAGGGCUUCAAAGCAAAAAUCGCUUCUGAUGGCUAAAAUAUCUCGGUAAUUAAACUAUCAAAUAAUUACUUUGGAAACGACUUUGUUCAAUCUUUAGAAAUGUCAUAUUGAAAAUUAGAAAAUUGUUAAAAAAUAUCAAUAACACGCUCCUACAUCCUUAAAAUUAUAAUACAUACUUUAAGAAGACUUUUUAUAUGUAAAGUCAUAGUUCCGAACAACACAUGUAACAUAUUCUAUUUCGGAUAUUAACGACAGUUUAUUGCAUAAUGUAACAAUUAUUCUCCAUUACAUAUACAUAUGCCUCAUAUCCGUGAUGAUAUUUUGAACUGAAGAUAUCAUUUUAUGUAGCAAAGUAAAUGAAAUGAAAUGUGUAGAAACAUCUUUUGAUAUGUAUAAACAUGAAAUACAGGACCACAAGAGUUAACGUUUUUUGCAUAUAUAAUCCAUAUAUAAAAAACAGACGAUUUAUUACUUUCUAUGAAUGUGAGUUAUUGAAUCUUUGUUAUUUAUUAUUUCUUAUUGUUAUGAUUAUUUUUGUACAUGAAAAAUUGUUUUUAGUAUAUAGUUAGAGAUAAGAGAGAGUGGUUGAUGAGAGCUUGAAGAAAUUAAAUCAUAUUGGAUACAAUAAGAAUGCAUAUAAAGUGGCAGUGCGAAUAAAGAAAGUUAAUUUUAAAAAUA